Molecule: messenger RNA, 959 nt
Organism: Strongylocentrotus purpuratus (purple sea urchin)
Lineage: Eukaryota; Metazoa; Echinodermata; Echinoidea; Camarodonta; Strongylocentrotidae
Exons: 4
Coding region: 33-959 (308 amino acids)
Cellular component (GO): plasma membrane
Source: RefSeq, a predicted model, not a curated record
ACCACUCGUUUAUACGAUCACGACCAAUUAAGAUGGACCCUCGUAUCGGCAGUCUCUGGCUUAUCGCGACAUGUGUGGGUAUUGUUAUGAUAUCUUGCUACAUUUCAGGUGUUGCUUGUGAUGUUCCUGAUGAUGUUGUGUACACUGAUUUACAUAAAACAGUAAGAACCGGGGACAGUGUUGUCCUGAAAUGUCAGUUUCGUGGGACACCUUUAGCUGUCUACUGGAAGAAAGGAGAUGAUCCAAUACGUGCACCAACCCUCGUCUCAUGGAUUACAGGAGACCCUGUUACAGGAUCAUGUGUAGGUGAAAGGCCAUGUCAGAUCAUGGAGAUGAAUGCAGAGUUCUCCUUAAUCAUCAAAGAAGUCAGCAUUGUAGAACAAGGACCAUAUUUAUGCAGGGUCACAAACUACAAGGGGAGACAGAUACACAACUUUACAGACAUCAGUGUUUUUUCUCCUCCUAUGGAACCCUACCCAAUCAUCAAUGAAUGUCAAAUGAACUCUCCAACUGACACUGAAACUACCUGUACUAUUUCAACUAACCAAUCAGUCGAGAUAAGCUGCUCUGCGUCAGGUUACUUUCCAGAUAUCGAUCUUUACUUUCUACAUGGAUCCACAAGUCUGCACACGAAAGACACGAUUGAAGUUACAAAUAUUGACGGGACGAAAAACAAAACCAUAUACGCCAACGCUACAGCCAGUGAAAUCAGCUAUGUUUGUUUUGCGUCUAUUCCUGGAUCGGCAGAGCAGAGAACGAGAACUGUUUUAGUUAACCUACGAACAAGCUCUUCUCCCUUGCCUACUGGAUCCACAAUUCCGAUUGACAAGACAGAUGGAAGUGCAGCUAAAGUUGUUGUACCAGUUAUAUUCAUCGUUCUAUUGGCUGUGAUCUGUAUUUCAAUCGUACUGUGGCAUCGAAGGAAACUACAGAGGGGUCAAGGUAUAUUUAUAUAUUAG